Molecule: messenger RNA, 1074 nt
Organism: Brenthis ino (lesser marbled fritillary)
Lineage: Eukaryota; Metazoa; Arthropoda; Insecta; Lepidoptera; Nymphalidae
Source: the annotation of a GenBank genome assembly
AUGGAGCAGAUAUACGCUUUAGGUGUGUCAUGCAUCGAGCUCGUGCAGUACUGGUUUGAGGAUUAUGCAGAAUAUUUUGAAACAGUCAACCAAUUUUCUGACCCUCACAAUAUAUUUGAAGUCCUAUUUCCCCUUAUAUCCAUUGUGGAUUCAGUAUUUGCAUCUCAAUUACUCCUUGUUUUGGCUUUUGGAAGUUGGAUGAAUUCUGUUAUGAAAUGGUGGCUCUUAGAAGACCGUCCAUAUUGGUGGGUGCAAGAAACAUCAUACUACAACACAGAUAAGCCGCAACUUUUACAAACAACUCAAACCUGCAUGACAGGCCCUGGCAACCCUUCUGGACAUUCAUCAACAGCGGCAUCAGUUCUUAUACUUGCUGUUAUGUGGAUAUCUCAUGUCUUUAAUGACAGAAAGUGGGAUGUCUGGUGGUGGAAAUAUAUAACAUACCCAAUGUUUGCUAUUGCCCUCGGUUCAGUGAUACUAGCAAGAAUGUUUGUUGCAACACACUUUCCUCAUCAGUGCUUUUUGGGUGUUUUAUUGGGUCUAUUUCUGUCACCGGCCCUCUGUAUAUAUGUGACGGACCCAUUCAUAUGGCAGUACGGCCCCCAUGCAUCAAUGCCGCAGAAGACGGUUGUGGUCUGGCACACCAUAAGUGCUCUAGCGGCCAUAUUGAUUGGUGUUGUCACUUACUAUAGCCUAAUAUUGUGUGGUGUUGACCCACAUUAUACCGUGAAAUUGGCAUUCCGAUGGUGUCGCCACCCAGACAGUAUCCAUGUGUCAACGACCCCCAUGUUCGGUAUGGUGCGGUGGACUGCCAAUCUGUUAGGUUGGGCUGUAUGCGUGUCCCCGGAAAUAGCUAAAUAUCGCCAUUACACAAAAAAUCGAUCAUUAAUAAUAUCGAUAUUUGCGACGGCCGCAUCGGUGUACGGGCUCAAACAAUUCGAGUUGAACAUCACUAAAGCUAGCGCGUUUCGAUUUUAUUCCCUACAUUUUAUAUUGAAUGUUAUUAGACCGAGUUUUCUUAUGCGUUUGAUUCCAGCGUUAUCUAUGUGGCCAUAUGGGAAGGAGAAAGUGCAG